UUGCCUGGCGUCUCGUCUUCCGGCGCGUCCUGCACUACGUCAAGUUCCGGUGGCGGAGGCAGGCUCUGGCGACGGCGCGCGCACCGUCGAGUCGCAAGUCCUGUCCAGUCCUACAGCCUGGGCGACGCCGAUCCUAGCGGCUUUUCGGGCGUAGGCGUGGGCUCGCCAGAGAUGCAGCCGUUGGAUGGGGGGCCGACACUGCAGGGGCAGGGUUGCCUAGUGCCUGAUGUCAACUCCUCCGGCGCUUCCUGUACAACCUUCAGUUCAGGUGCCGGAGGUGUGGCGUCGGCAGGCUCCGGCGACGGGGCGCGCACCGUCGACUCGUGCAGCGCGGUUCAGUCGUACCACCCCGGUGUCCCGACUGCGACAAACACCACCAUCCACGUUGGGUGGAAACGCAGGCCAAGAGGGCCACGCGGCCCAGAUGAGAGGGCAGUAGUAGUUGAUCGUGUGCCGGCGCUUGAAGCUGCUAUCCGAGGAUUCGCUAAUAGGGGAACCAAGGUGGUUGUCAACCCAACGCUUGGUACAGUCUUUGAUUCGCUUGCAGAGGCGUACGAAUUCUUCAAUCUGUAUUCAUGGGAGGUUGGUUUCGGUAUUCGUUACGGCAAGAGCAGGCAGAAUGUCAAUGGGACCAAGUGCAUGCAGGAGAUCAUGUGUGGGUGUGCUGUAAGUUUCUGUAUUUUAUUUUCCCCCGGACUGAAUGAUGAACAGAAGCUGUAAAACGAGCUGAUCGAAACGUUCAGUCAAACUUACUGCCUGGUUAGGACAUUUGUAGAAUCGGAUGCCUGGCUUCCGGUUUGUUCCGGACACAAACCACCUCGUCCUGGUCCCUAGGCACCUUUGGCACAAGAUCAAUGGCAGCGGGGACGAGGAGCUCUGGGACAUCUCGGCACAACGGCAAUGGAUGAGUACGGCGAGGCGCUUCUGGGUAGUGUGGAAAAGAGGUUGCCAAUGAUCGGUCCGGCUGCAUGCUCCUUAAAUACAGGCAUGGUGAAAAAGUGUUUACGUUA
Triticum dicoccoides is the source of this 1010-nucleotide messenger RNA. RefSeq lists its product as uncharacterized. NCBI's taxonomy places the organism in Eukaryota, Viridiplantae, Streptophyta, Magnoliopsida, Poales, Poaceae. The transcript is spliced from 2 exons. The record is from RefSeq and is a predicted model, not a curated record. The coding region runs from base 172 to 720 and encodes 182 amino acids.